AUGCAGCCUUCAAUACCAUCAUCAUCAUCAACGACAACUGUCGCCCGCACCUUCUCGACCACGAGCCCCCGCCCAACAAAAACCGUCAAGCCGCACCGCCUCCCCAGCGACCUCAUCCCCCCCUACCCCUACGGCGAGCGCCGCAUCUACAAGCAGUCCAACGCGGGCCUCUACGGCGCCGCCCGCAUCCGCUUCGGCAACAACGUCGCCCCCAAGCACAACAACAAGUCGCGCCGCUUCUGGCGCCCCAACGUCCACGUCAAGACGUUCCCCAUGCCCUCCCUGGGCGCCCGCGUCAAGACCCGCCUCACCCUGCGCGUCCUCAAGACCAUCCGCCGCGAGGGCGGCCUCGAGAGCUACCUGCUCAAGAGCAAGCCCGCGCGCCUCAAGGAGCUGGGGCCCGGCGGCUGGAACCUGCGCUGGCUGCUCAUGCAGAGCCGCGCCGUGCAGCAAAAGUUCAACGACGAGAGGGUCGCCCUCGGGCUCGAGCCCCGCGAGGUCGAGGACAGGGACGAUGUCAUUCAGUAUGCGCUCGACUACGCCACGCCCGGCCCGUUGAGCUUGAGGAGCCAGGCGACGCUGGCCGAGAUGAGGGCUGCGCUUGAUCACACCUUUGUGCUGGGUGAUGAGGACUUGGCGGAUCUCGAGGGCAUCCAGGAGCUAUCCGAUGAGGAUGAGGAGCUUCUGUUGCGAGAGCUGGAUAGGGCCGAGGAAGAGGCGAGAUCAAGAGAGCCCAAAGUGUAA
Molecule: messenger RNA, 744 nt
Organism: Trichoderma citrinoviride
Lineage: Eukaryota; Fungi; Ascomycota; Sordariomycetes; Hypocreales; Hypocreaceae
Exons: 1
Coding region: 1-744 (247 amino acids)
Cellular component (GO): mitochondrial large ribosomal subunit
Molecular function (GO): structural constituent of ribosome
Source: RefSeq, a predicted model, not a curated record